AUGGGAGCAUCAACCUGGGUUGUGGCACUUUCAUUGGUAACGGAAUGGUUUAUACUACGCGCUAUUGCGUCCGGUACAACAGCGUGGACGCACAAGUAUGGAAAACGGGCAGACAUGGCGUUCUCUGGGAUCACAACAUUUGCCCACAUGCCUAAUACUGCGUGUUUGAUUGAUCCGUUGCCCUUUGAUAUUGGUAUCAUUGGGUUUCCAUUCGAUACUGCGGUUUCAUACCGACCCGGUGCACGAUUUGGGCCAAAGGCGAUAAGAGACGGCUCUCGCCGUCUUCGAACCAGCAAUGGAUGGUCUAUGCACUGGAAAGUCAAUCCAUACGACGGUACGGUGGCUCUUUCCGACUGUGGGGAUGUACCUAUCACGCCCUAUGACAACUCUUUGGCACUAGAAGAGAUGGAGAUUGCGUACGAUACAUUGCUCAGCAGAAAGGUUGCGCACGAAGGAUGGUCCGCCCCGCUCAGCUUGGACGGCAGUCGUCAUCCAUUUAUUCUCACAUUGGGAGGGGACCAUACCAUUGCAAGUGUGUACCCCAUCCUUCGAUCCUUGCACAGACGGCACGGUCCAAUUACCGUGCUUCAUUUCGACUCACAUAUCGACACUUGGCCACCAUCUAGGAUCCCAUCUUCCUCCUCUUCGAUAUCCCAGAUUACCCAUGGCACGUUCUUCUGGAAGGCUGCAACCGAGGGUUUAAUUGCGAACAACAGCGUCCAUGCGGGGAUACGAUCCAAGUUUGAAGGGCCUUAUGACCUUGAGCAUGACAAAAUCGUUGGCUUUGACUUGAUUGCAACAGAUGAGAUGGAUGAAGUCGGAGCACUAGCUAUCAUCGAGCGGAUUCGGCACCGCAUAGGACAUGAUCCACUCUAUGUAAGCAUCGACAUAGAUGUGCUUGAUCCAGCGUUUGCUCCAGGAACUGGAACUCCAGAGCCGGGAGGGUGGACGAGUCGAGAGAUGAAGCGACUUUUACGUGGACUGGAGGGUCUCAAUAUUGUCGGUGCGGACAUUGUCGAAGUCUCCCCGGCAUACGACAGUGGCGACAUUACAGGAAUAGCGGCAGCAGAUCUCGCGCAUGAGCUUUUAUCCCUCGUCAUUGUUGGCAAGGGAGCGCGAAACGUGGCGGGCCAGCGUCGGUGGCAUAGUGAGCUGUAA
Molecule: messenger RNA, 1158 nt
Organism: Serendipita indica DSM 11827
Lineage: Eukaryota; Fungi; Basidiomycota; Agaricomycetes; Sebacinales; Serendipitaceae
Source: the annotation of a GenBank genome assembly